AUGUCCCGAAAAUCAAGCGACAAUGACUAUAACCUUCGUAGUAUGAACAAUCUCAUGGGGGAGAGGAGGAAGAAAGUGAACGAUGAUGGAGAGCGGAGUCUUAUCAAGGCUCCUUCAAAUGCAAGUAUUAAUAGCCAGGGAACGGCAACCGCUACUUCCACUGGGGACUUAGAGCGAGCCGCUCGUAAACAGUUCCAACAAGAUGAAACGCCAGCGUUCGUUUACAUCCUUGCUGUCUUCUCAGCUCUUGGGGGCUUUCUUUUCGGAUAUGAUACAGGUGUGGUCUCCGGAGCACUGCUUCUACUUAAGAGGGAGAUGAAUCUGAGUGCUCUAUGGCAAGAGCUGCUUGUGUCAAGUACUGUAGCCGCCGCGGCGUUGUCCGCCUUAGCAGGUGGAUUUCUUAACGGAGUUUUCGGGCGCAGGGUGUGCAUCCUGCUUGCCAGCUUCAUCUUUUCCAUCGGCGGAAUAGUCUUAAGCUCUGCUACGAAUAAAGUGGCUCUUCUGAUUGGACGUCUUAUAGUAGGCUUGGGACUAGGUAUUGCCUCUAUGACUGUUCCUGUCUAUAUUGCUGAGGCAUCACCACCCCAUCUGAGAGGCCAGCUGGUCACCAUCAACACCUUAUUCAUCACUGCUGGCCAGUUUAUUGCCAGCCUCAUCGAUGGAGCCUUCAGCUACCUAACUCAAGGUGGAUGGAGGUACAUGUUGGGGUUGUCCGUGAUGCCUGCUUUACUGCAGUUCCUAGGGUUCCUCUUCCUGCCGGAGAGCCCACGCUGGCUCAUCCAGAAGGGCCUGACUCAGAAAGCCCGCCGUGUGCUCAGCCAGAUCCGUGGUAACCAGAACAUCGACGAAGAAUAUGACAGCAUUAAGAACAGUAUUGAGGAGGAGGAGAAAGACUGUGGAGGAGGCCCUGUGAUCUGGCGCAUUCUGACCUAUCCACCAGCUCGCCGCGCUCUCAUCGUAGGCUGUGGGCUGCAGAUGUUCCAGCAGCUCUCUGGGAUCAACACUGUCAUGUACUAUAGCGCCACCAUACUGCAGAUGUCAGGAGUGCGAGAUGACAAGAUUGCCAUUUGGCUGGCAGCAGUUACAGCCUUCACCAACUUCCUUUUCACUUUACUGGGGGUGUGGCUUGUGGAGAGAGUGGGCCGCAGAAGACUAACUCUGGGGAGCAUUAUUGGCACUAGUCUGAGUCUGUUACUGCUGGCGAUUGGGUUUCUACUGUCUGCACAACACUCCCCUCCUGUCACUCUUCAUCCAAAUGAUCCAUCUGCGCCCAACACCAGCUGUACAAGUCACUUGUCUUGUGAGCCCUGCAUGCUGGACCCAAGCUGCGGGUUCUGUUAUCGAGAGAACAGUACAGCAGUGUUCGCUUCCUCCUGUGAACCAGUCAAUCCAGCCUCCACUGAAAAGGCAGCAUGGGGUCGGUGUUCCAACUCAACCCAGGCAAAAGAUCAAACCUUUUGGGCUUAUAACUUCUGCCCCACUUCUUACUCUUGGAUAGUCCUACUGGGUCUCGUAUUUUACCUGGCAUUCUUCGCCCCUGGAAUGGGCCCAAUGCCCUGGACAGUCAACUCAGAGAUUUACCCUCUAUGGGCCAGAAGCACAGGAAAUGCCUGUUCGGCCGGAGUUAACUGGACCUUCAAUGUGCUGGUCUCUCUGACUUUCCUCCAUGUGGCCCAGUACCUGACCUACUAUGGUGCAUUCUUCCUCUACUCCAGCUUUGCUCUCCUGGGUUUCCUCUUCAUCUAUGGUUGCCUGCCUGAAACCAAGGGCAGACGGCUGGAGGAGAUUGAGUCCCUGUUUGAGAGUCGACUUUGCUCAUGUGGCGCCUCUGACUCAGAUGAAGGCCGCCAGGUGGAAUAUAUUCGGGUCAAGGGGAGCAACUACCACCUGUCUGACAACGAUGCCUCCGAUGUUGAGUAA
Chanos chanos (milkfish) is the source of this 1920-nucleotide messenger RNA. It is a transcript of the gene slc2a13a, whose product is annotated as solute carrier family 2 member 13a. The transcript has 10 exons. The record is from RefSeq and is a predicted model, not a curated record. Gene Ontology annotation, biological process: myo-inositol transport; transmembrane transport. Lineage: Eukaryota; Metazoa; Chordata; Actinopteri; Gonorynchiformes; Chanidae. The coding region runs from base 1 to 1920 and encodes 639 amino acids. Gene Ontology annotation, molecular function: myo-inositol:proton symporter activity. Gene Ontology annotation, cellular component: apical plasma membrane.